Ichthyophthirius multifiliis is the source of this 636-nucleotide messenger RNA. RefSeq lists its product as hypothetical. The record is from RefSeq and is a predicted model, not a curated record. The transcript has 3 exons. Lineage: Eukaryota; Ciliophora; Oligohymenophorea; Hymenostomatida.
AUGAGUCAUGCAGAAUAUAUAAUGAUAGAAAAAUAAUAACUAUUAGAAUAAAGAGCUUUAAUGAGAAAAUAAAUAGAGGAAUAAAAAAGAGUUUUAAGUGAGAAAAUGGAAAAAGUUCGUUUGGGAAAAAUAGACCCUAAAUAAGUAAUAAGUUAAUUUAAAAAUGAAUCAUAAUAUUAAAAUAAUGAUUCAGUAUAAAAAAAAUCAACUUAUAGUAAUAAAAAUGAAAAAAAUAACUCAAUUAAUGAAAUUUCUAAAGACAGGCCUUAAUCAAAAAAUACUCAGAAAAACAAUAAUGGUAGUUAUAAAAAAUAAGGACCAAAUUAAUAAGAUAAUUCUUCUAAUAAAUAAACAAAUGAUUUAAAUAAAUAAAUUGAAGAUAUUAAAAUUAGAUAAAAUCAAGAAAUGCUAUAAUUAUUAGAAGAAGAAUAAAAUGCGGAAUAAGAAAGGGAAGAAAUGAUGGAAAGGGUUGAAGAUCCUUCAGAAUAAAGAAGAUUGGAGAAAAUUUUUGGAAUGGAAAGAGCAAAAGCAUAAGCAAGAAUAUAAAAAUUAUCAGAGUAAACAAAUAAAAUUUAUUAUAUUAUUUAAUUAGUUUUUUUUUUUUUUUUUUUUUUUGUAAAAAAAUAGCCAACAUGA